AUGUUCCCCUCCCAGGCGGCCAAUUUCAAUAUUGAGGCCUUGAGUGGCAUCUGUGGAUCUAUCUCAAUUGCUUGCUGGGUUGUUGUUUUCUCACCGCAGAUUAUUGAGAAUUUUCGACGUGGCUCUGCAGAUGGCCUCUCGCUUCUUUUCCUGAUCGUCUGGUUAGCGGGUGAUGUCUUCAAUAUCCUUGGUGCUGUGCUCCAGGGCGUGCUCCCAACAAUGAUUAUCUUGGCCGUGUAUUACACUCUGGCAGAUAUAGUACUACUAGGGCAGUGCUUCUACUACCGGGGAUUCAAUAUCAGGGAGGAAUUCUCCUCUUCCCCGUCACCUGAACCCGAAGCAUCCGCCACGGGCGCUCUGGAGAGCAGUGACGCAAAUGCCCCCGCGCCAACGGAGAGAUCCUCCCUAUUGCCCAAGUCGAGUGGUCAUAUCCAAGUCCAAGAUCCGACUAACGGACAUAAUGGCCAACACUCCCACGGCAGCACGCAACCGACAUCAGCCGCUGCGCAAGGACGACGACACUCUGCGACAUCCUUCCGAGACAUCCUGAAUCCUCAGCACGUAGAUGGCACACAUCUGUCUCCUGCGACACCAUUGAUCGAACCGAGCUCAGAUACAGCUCGCGCUCGGCGACACCGCCGUCGUAUCUCCACCCUUCAAGCCAUCCUCUUCAACAUCACUGCCAUCGCCCUCGUUUGCGCUGCGGGUAUCUUGGGCUGGUACGUCAGUCCUGGACCUAAGGAGCCAAGUCCAGAGGCGGAACCCCUCACCAUGGAUACAUUGGGCCAGGUUUUCGGAUAUCUUUGCGCAGUGCUGUACCUUGGCUCCCGUCUCCCCCAGUUGCUGCUUAAUUACCGCCGCAAGUCCACUGAAGGGGUUUCUCUGUUAUUCUUUCUUUUCGCCUGCAUUGGAAACUUGACCUACGUGCUAUCCAUUCUGGCAUACUCGCCCGUUUGCCAGGGGAAGACUAAGUACUCCCGCCAUAUGAAGUGUCGUCCCGGCGAGGUCUCAGAGCUUUACGGACGGUAUGUGCUUGUCAACCUGUCUUGGUUGAUCGGCAGCUUUGGUACAUUGCUUUUGGACAUGGCAAUCUUUGUUCAAUUUUUCUUGUACCGUGAUGGGAAGAAGGUUGAUGAUGAGCUUGAGACUGAUGAGUAA
Molecule: messenger RNA, 1158 nt
Organism: Penicillium maclennaniae
Lineage: Eukaryota; Fungi; Ascomycota; Eurotiomycetes; Eurotiales; Aspergillaceae
Product: PQ-loop repeat-containing protein
Exons: 2
Coding region: 1-1158 (385 amino acids)
Biological process (GO): basic amino acid transmembrane export from vacuole
Cellular component (GO): fungal-type vacuole membrane
Source: RefSeq, a predicted model, not a curated record